This is a messenger RNA of Leguminivora glycinivorella, 1211 nucleotides long. Its product is annotated as N(G),N(G)-dimethylarginine dimethylaminohydrolase 1. Gene Ontology annotation, biological process: arginine metabolic process; positive regulation of nitric oxide biosynthetic process. Gene Ontology annotation, molecular function: dimethylargininase activity; amino acid binding. Bases 227 to 1027 code for a protein of 266 amino acids. The transcript is spliced from 5 exons. The record is from RefSeq and is a predicted model, not a curated record. Lineage: Eukaryota; Metazoa; Arthropoda; Insecta; Lepidoptera; Tortricidae.
CGCGAUGAACGAUUUAUAAUUAUUAUUUCCCUUGUGUCAUAUAGUUUAUCAUUUUUAUCCAGCAGGUGAACCCCGGUCCUGUUGUAUUAAAUUAUAUCUUAUGGUUUUCGCGUACACAAUCUAUUAAUAGAUGUAGGUGGAGUGGAGCGUUAAACUUUCUGCCUCCCGACUGGUAUAAUUUAUUUGACUGUUUCUAUUUGAAAGAUUAGCCCGCGUGAAAGGCAAGAUGGAUUUUAAAAUGCACGAAUAUACCCACGCCGUGGUAGGCCGAGUGACGCCGGCACUGCGUGCUACAGACCGGGCUGACUUGAAUGACGCGCGGAGACAACACGAAUGCUACCUGCGUCUCCUCAGCGAGCUGAAUGUGGAAGUGAUAGAAGUCGAUCUGCCAGAAUCUUUCCCGCACAAUGUCUUCAUUGAAGAUGUUGCUGUAGUUUGCCAUGGAAUAGCUUUAUUGCCAAAAGGACUGACUACUGCUGAGCAAGUAAAAGCAAAAGCUGUUAGACGAGUUCUGGAGAAAGAGCUGAAUCACACAAUCAUUGAGUUGGCAGACCCUGAAGCCAGGAUUGUUGGCUCUGAUGUACUUUUCACAGGCCGUGAGUUCUUCGUGGGAAUCACAGAGGCCAGCAACGAGGCCGGCGCCCUCGCCGUCGCGGAGGCUUUCCCGGAGUUUCCCUGUACCCCUAUUAAGGUAACAAAGGGAGCGCAUCACCUCAAAAAGUACGUGACUGUCGCCGGACCAGACAUUCUCUGCGUCGGCAACAGCAAGGAGGCCAAAGAGCUCCUUAAGCGAAUGGAGAGGGAGGCCAAUUUCGCUUAUCAGACACUGACGGUGCCCGAGGACGACGCCGCUAAUUGCAUGUACGUGAAUGGCACGCUCAUUCACAGGGCUAUUGAAGAAAUACCAGACUCUUUCAAGGUUUUCUGCGAAAGAAUCGACUUCGCUCGAAGAUCCAUAUGUUUCUCCGAACUGGCCAAAAUCUCCACCGGACUCAGCUCUUGCAGUUUGCUCGUAAGGAAGAUAUAAGCGGCAGCGGCGUUACGUUACGUUACAAGUAAUUCUAAACCAUUUUACCUGAGCAGAGCUGCGUACCUACAAUGUAAUCUAAUCCUCUUGCCGCCCAAUCUAUAUUGAGAUCUACCUAAAUUUUGUUUAAAUGGAAUUUUAACUUUUAAGUGAACAAAUAAAGUAAGUGUGUCUGGCAGUCACA